Ylistrum balloti is the source of this 6771-nucleotide messenger RNA. Its product is annotated as neuropilin and tolloid-like protein 2. Gene Ontology annotation, molecular function: protein binding. The transcript is spliced from 5 exons. Lineage: Eukaryota; Metazoa; Mollusca; Bivalvia; Pectinida; Pectinidae. The coding region runs from base 4 to 987 and encodes 327 amino acids. The record is from RefSeq and is a predicted model, not a curated record.
AAGAUGGCAUCCAUUCAGUUGCUCGUUCUGCUGGCAUCUCUACAGUUUGCGUCGGCAAUACGUACAUAUUACAUGGAUCAGCGCUGCAGUGAGACGUUGAACAUGACAAAGUUAGGGAUUGAAUCGGCUAAACUGAAACUUACCAGAUGGAGUAAAUACAGGAAUAACAUGGCAUGUUACCUGACCAUCGAGGCCCCCGUCAACAAAUUUAUCAUGAUCACAUUCCGUGAUAUUGACAUCAAAAGUGGGAUGUUUGACAGCUGUGAAGGAGAUAGACUGCAAAUCUUUGAUGGCAGGGACUCAUCUGUUAAUAUGGUUGGUGGUCUGACCUACAAGUUGUGUGGUGAGCGACGUCCCAGAGGAGCUUUCUACACAACACAGAGGUAUAUGACCUUUUUGUUUGAAAGUGACUCAUUCUUCACCGACGAUGGAUUCAGUCUUAUCUUCACGUCCUUCCAUACAGGAAUCUGCUUAUCAUCAGAAACAGCUUGUAAAAGGGGUCAGUGUAUAUCAAAGUCACUGGAGUGUGACGGGUACAACCAAUGUGGGGAUUCCACAGAUGAAUGUUCAAUAACAGGAGGGCCUAUUGCAGGAAUCAUUGUUGGUGCUAUUAUAGUUAUCGCAGUCGUUAUUGUGAUAUUUGUGUGCUGGCGUCGCAGGGCCACUCAAGGUGCUGUUAUCAAGUACAACUCACCAACAGAGCAGGCUACUGUAAUACCACCUCCAAGCUCCUACCCAGUCCAGCCCGUUCCUGCUCCACAAGCCUACCCUCAAGCACCCUAUCAGCCACCACCACUACAAGGUUACCCACAGCCUCCACCGCAAGGCUAUCCCCCAGCCCCGCAGCCUUACCCUACUGGACCACAGGCUUAUGCCCCUCCCCAGCAGCCCUAUCAGACAAUGCCUCCAAGUUACAACGAUGCCACGCAGAACCCAUACCCGUACGGAGCCCCAGGUACAGCCCCCUAUCCUCCGGAACCAAAAUAAAGAACGGACCUAAAGAUGUACACUGAAACCACAAUAUAACCUGUGAUUCACCUCUUUAUUCUGAGCAACAUCAAAAAGGUUUGGAUGGCAGCAAGAGUAUGGGAUCUUCACAUCAAUGGAAACAAGUUGUAUAUGAUUACUGAGAGCAAUAUGCCAAUGUGCCUAGUGGUACAAGAAUUGCUCUCAGGCUCUACUACUGAGUAAGACUAAAAAUAGAUAGUCUUAAAAUCUUCUACACAAUAGUUUAUCAAAGUGAAUACUAAUCUUUAUAGAAAUAUCACUUCAGUUAAUUUGGAAAUCACAAGCCUUUUAAACUAUAAUGUCUGUACAGAUAUUUGAUUGAUAGCAUUCCCCCAUACUAUGGGCCCAGGUCCUGUAUGUCCAAAUAUGUCAACGUCUUUAUCCUGUUUUUUUCAAUUAUACAUUGUGUAAUGUAAUUGUUCUUAAUCAGUAGUUGUACGACAAACAGUACAAUGUCACUAACACUUCAAUGUGCCUACAAGUUCAACAUAACCCAGUACCAAUAAAAUAACGUCAAAUGUUUACAGUUACCAUGGUAAUUAACCUUGCCCAUCAGCAGUAUACAUCAAUGUUAGCCUUUUUCAUAUGAAUGAGUUGUGCACAUUUAGAAAGGCCCUGGGAAAAUACAGUCUGAGUGAAAUAUGAUCUUUAAUGCCAAUAUGAAAUUAUUGAUGUUUUAGUGUACAAAAUCUCAAAAUAAUAAAACAUUUUUAAUUGUUUAUUUACUACAUGAUAUAUAAAUAUGCAAGUGCAGUGUAUCUUAAGUUUGAUGAUUGUUCAGUUGCUGUGGUAUCUAAAUGGUUGAAACAAAAAGCUGUACCAAGGUAGUAGUUUUGAGUCUGACAACCUGAACAUUUUCAUUAGUUGUGUUUCUUCAACCUUUGGGAUGGACAAAAACAACUGCUUGAUAUGGAAGAAUAAAGUAAAACAAAAAGAGGAUUAGCUUUCUGUCUUAUCUAGGUUAUAUUGGAUAAUUACACUUUAAUUUGGAUAAAUUUGGCAUAAAUGACUUGAUCAGGUAUUAGAAUUAUCUGAGUUCGAUUAUAGUUAUCCCCUGUUUUGUAAACAAAAUAGAAAAUUAACAAAUGAAAAAUACUAAUUGAUAAAAUUAACACUAUGACUUCUCACCUGUAAGGUCUUGUCAUAUUAUUGGCCAUUUCUGCUGAUCAGCAUCUUAAGGAUGGGUCCGUUCAGUCACACAAACUUAGUCAAUUUUCUGUAGUCUUGGUAUCCUACUAGGAAAACAUAUUUUGCAGAUUUUAUUUUUUGGGGUAAAUGUUAUCCCUAGAUAUACUUUCGUGAAUUUUAUUGCUAGAUUUGAAAAUGGAAACAAGUCUAGAAUACCAUGUGAUAGAGGUUAUAUGUACUUUGUAUAGCAUUUAAUGGCAUCCCUAGUUAGGUUGGUAGAGUGUUGGCCUGUAUAGCAUUUAAUGGCAUCCCUAGUUAGGUUGGUAGAGUGUUGGCCUGUAUAGCAUUUAAUGGCAUCCCUAGUUAGGUUGGUAGAGUGUUGGCCUACAAAACCUCAGAUGAAGAUAUGAGGUGAAUUGUUCAAUACUUCCUACCUGGUGGCAGUUUGUUUCUCAGGAAAUGGAGCAGUCUGUGUUGUCGUGAUUGUGUCCUUAUGUAAGACACUGUACCCUAAAUGCUCUAGAUGGCAUGUGACAGAUCUUCUGUAUGUUGUUCAGUGAGGUAGCUACCAGCUACAACAAAACAAAAACCCAAAAUGGCCCUGACUGUUCACAGCAGGAUAUACACAGCAAACCAUUAUAGCAUUUUAACAGAAAUGGCAAUUUGUAAAUACAAUAAAAUGUGUAAUUGUUAUUGUUAUUAACAGUGAGGAUUCUUAAAAGAUGUUGUAAAAUUACCUAUCUUCAGUGUUUGCCUUGUCUCUUCAUACUGUUUUACACUUUCUGAAAAAAAGUUGUUAUUAUGAUAUAAUUCAGUUCUCAACUCCGAUCUAUUUAUAGCCAGAGAUUUUAAACAUGAUUUUUUUAUGAUCUAAGACUUCUAUUGUGAUCUAUUAAUAACCUUCAGUCGCUAUCUGAUCUAUUUAUAACCCUAGGAUUCUACUCUGAUCUAUUUAUAACCCUAGGAUUCUACUCUGAUCUAUUUAUAACCCUAGGAUUCUACUCUGAUCUAUUUAUAACCUUAGGAUUCUACUCUGAUCUACUUAUAAUGUUAAGUCUCUACACUGAUCUAUUUAUAACUAUGAAUCCACAAUCUGUAUAUAACUGUGCUUUCAGGUUUACCUGUGAUCACAUCAUAUGUCUCUGUUGUAAUGAUGAAAAUCAAACAUAAUUUAGUUUUCUGUAUACAAACAACUCUUCUGUUUUUAAAUUGACUACUUCAAAAUCUGCAUCUCAGUAAAAGUGAAUGAUUCUAGUUUCUUCCCUUUAGUUCUGUAAGCUUUGAUUGUUCUGUUGGUAGUAUAUGGUCUGUCCAAAACAUUGGUGAUAGCCCCAGUUUGUGGACUAGUUCAUAUUCAGCCUCUGUUUGAUAAAAGAUGUUAUUUACUGUUAUUUGUGUUGCAAUUUUUUUGUCUUCUCAGGCAUGUACAGUACUUUGUUUAUACAUGAAGUCUUUUUUGUCCUGUAAACAUUGAUUGUUUGUAUAUUAUCAUAUCUAUUGAGACAUUUCCAUGUUUUUAAUUUCCAUGAAAGCUUUGGGUAAGAUAUGUUUUGAUGAUAGUACUUGAUAUGAAUGUUUAAGGAAUACUAGUGACAGAACUUCUACCACUAAGUGUUCUUUGUGCAUAGCAUAUUUUUUUUUCUCUCUUUUAUAUACGUUUUUACCACAUUUAUCAUUGCAUCAUAUCUACAAUCUAAUUGCUAGAGUCGGUCACCUUGGUGUGAUAUGGACAGAGAUAUGUUAACCAAAGAGCAGUGAUAACUGUCUCCCAAAACACAAUGGCGAUUGAUUAUGCUUUUUUAAUUCUGUAUAAUAAUGGAAGUUGUUGUUGUGAAAUGCAUAAUAACAUUGUCAAUGUCCCAUAAAAAUUGUUUUAGAAUUGAUAAUGUUGCACAUUUUGAUGUCAAAGUUAAUGUCAGCUGUCUUGGAGAGAAUGGCAGAUUUGCCUUUCCAUAGCAGACAAGAGAAUGCACCUGUGAAAUGUUAGAGAAGGCUCUUUAUCUAUAUGUACUUUGUGUAUUGUGUUGGGAUACCAAGGAAUCCAAAAAAUAGAAUCUAUUCAGAGUUUAGUUUAACAUGCAACCUUCACCAAAUUAUUACUUGCAGCCUCAUUAGAAAUUUGUCUGUCUGUGAUUGUAGGAAGAGUUUAAAUGAGCCAACAUUCAAAAACAAUGUCACUUUUAGUUGGUGUUUACAUCAGUUAAAACUGUUGAGAGUCAGAAUACAAAUGACAAAUCCUCUUCACUACUGAGACCAACCAUCGCCCUCUAGAGUUCGAUGUUUAGUAAUCCAGUAUGUAUUCCAUAAUUUGAUACAGUAUAACCUUGUGAUGCAUGGAUUUGUAACCGUUUUUAACUUGUAGACAAGUUUUUAUAAAAAUUCUUUGUAUGAUGUACAGUUGGAUAUAAAGAUUGUUAUGUAUGAUUUAUAUGAUGUUUUAUCAAUGAAAGACAUUGGAAUGGGUAAAAAGGAAAUACAUGAAAAUUAAGUGUCUUGAUAUACAUAUAUGGACACAGAGAAUUAUAAUAAUAAUUUAUGCAAAUUAAGAAUUUAAUCAAAUCUCUUGAUAAAAAAGAUCUCUGUGGUAUGAAAACCAAAUAUUUAAAGAAAAGUGUUGACCAUUCUGUAAUUUCCAGUCUCUUUGUUCAACCUUAGGUCAAUCCUCAAAACAAUUUAAUUGGGUGGGGGGGCAGACUUCAGUGGAAUGUGCUUUCCUCUGUUAUAACCAAUUAUGUCCUUUGAUAUGCUACAAAUAGUGCACAUAUUUAACAAUAUUUUGUAUUUGUUGUACCAUAUCUAACCUAGUUAAUAAUACUGAUUGUCCAACCUCACAGUUCAAUAAUUGGGACAUUUUGACAUACUUUUAACAUAUGUAACAAUUGUGUUCUUAUUUUAAAGUCUAAAUCGUCCUCAACACUUUAAGUUACAUAAAUGUUUUGCACAUUUGAUAGAAUAUCAUUUGUUGUAAUUAACUACACUUUUCUUUACUAUACAUUGAAGCUUUGUGCUUUGAUAGGGAUAAUAAAUACAAGACUUACAGCAAAAUGUAUCGCUUGAUGAGAUCAUAUCUGCAUUAGAAGUAAACCAGAUUUGAUUUUAAAACCUUAGAGAUGUAUGUACUUUUUAAAUCUUAUUGAAAUCACUACUUAAAGCUCCUGAUGAGGGCGGCUUGGAGGUUGAAGCAUGUCGACAACUCCUUAACUAAAUUUUAAAAAUGUGAUGGUAUAGAUAUUGAGGUACUUUAUUUCAAGAUAUCAUUUUUUAAAGGUUUGUAACCUAUUACUUUUAAGAAGAUGAGAAGUCUUGUUAAACGAUCGAUAUUUGUAAUUUAAGUACACAUGUUUAGAUGUGUAGCACUUAAUUCUGUCACAAAUUUCACAAUAAACUCAAGGUCUGAAAUUUGCCCAUCCUCUUUCUUUCACAAUUUCAUAAAUUGUAAUUAUAUGAAAUGGUGGUUGGUGAGACAUGUAAUAUAAUAUCUAUAUCAUUAUCACACACUUAAAUAUGAAACUAACAUUUUAUGCUCACUUCAAUAAGAUAGCUAGGACAGUUUGAUGAAGGUCUGAAAAUCUCCGCAUUUUUUAUGUAAGUUACGAUACAGUGAGCAGAGAUGAUGUGAAAUCAGCAGUGAGUGAAUACUGCUUCCUGUAUGUUCAUAUGUAAGCUAUGUGAGGUCAUAAAGGUCAUAUGAUCUUACACCAGAAUAAACUAUAGCCCUUAAUCAGGGAUAAGGGAGCAAGAACCUAGAACCCUAACAAUGGAUUAAUUUCUCUGGUAAGGUCAAUUUAAAUUUUUUUGGCUUCAUUUUGUUUAUUUUGUCAUGUGUAAUAUUGCAACACCAGGUUGAGUGACAAAGGCACCCUAACAUAAUGACAAAUACUUGCUACAUGAGAAUUUUAAAAGAAAAUAUCUAUAUACCUUAUAUACAAGCCUGAAGCAUAAUUAUGUAUAUGUCAUAAUUUCUGUGGUUAAAGGUUUAAACAUUUUUAUCAUACAUCAGAAAAUGCCAGUAAUGCUUGCUUUUAAUAGUCACUCAAAAAAGGCAAUUUUUGGACCAUGUGUUACUUCUGGUUUUAUAAAUGGUCAAAAAAUGGUCUAGGUAGCUUUUUUGUACAAAUAAAUUUUGCAUAAUGAUUAAAAGCUUAUUAAAUGCUUUAUUGUAUGAGAAGCUUAUUAUCUCCCUUGGUCUGCUCCGGUGUGUAGUAGAUAUUGAUUCAAAUAACAUUGAACUAUUUGUAGGUGUUUUUGCCUUUGAUAGAGCUCAUAUUUGACAUACAUGUACUUUGUAUACAGUAUUGAUUUAAAUUUAGAUUAGUCAUUUUAAUCAUCUUCAUUUUCAAAACAACUUACAUGUACCAGGAAUUUUACAUAUGUAUUUUGUGGUUGUCAACUUUUAGACAUUCUGUUUAUAAUGCAAUUUUCAAAAUUAUAUAUAUAUUUCUGUGUCUGCAAUGUCUAUAGCAACAGUGGCAUUAUCAUUGAUGAUUGUUUAACCUCAUCCAUCAAGAUAAUUACUGUGUUUCAAAGAAAAUAACUCAGAUAUUUAUGUAUUCUUGUUCAUUAAUGAAAAAAAAAAUGUUCCUGGAAAGUAAAAAAUAAGGCUUUCUGCACAGUUUUGUACAUUUUCAGUUAGAA